Molecule: messenger RNA, 1819 nt
Organism: Eurytemora carolleeae
Lineage: Eukaryota; Metazoa; Arthropoda; Copepoda; Calanoida; Temoridae
Product: glutaminase kidney isoform, mitochondrial-like
Biological process (GO): L-glutamine catabolic process
Molecular function (GO): glutaminase activity; protein binding
Source: RefSeq, a predicted model, not a curated record
ACUGAGAGCACAGUUGGUUUCAGAUCUUCUUGUUAUACAUCAGUAUACGCUUGCUCCAGAUCCAAUAGAACUUUUGGAUUUAUGAUACUUCGAACAGUAAGAAUGAACUUCAGCAAUGAAUUAAGAAGUGUCAGAUUUUUACUUUUUAAGAAGUAUUCUAAAUGUUGCUGGAGUGAUAAAGUCCAAUGGUUCCACCCUGGAAGUGUUAAAGCAGAGAUACAUACUGGGCAUGCAAUGGUAAACAAGCUAGAAGACUCCGGUGGAAAAGGUAUGGCUGAAACCCUGUUUAACCUCUAUAAGAACUAUGAUACAAAUAUGAUCAACAUGGGGAAAUUAGUAUCAGCGAUUGAAAAAACAGGGAUCAGAAGAUCCGACCCCAGACUCUCAAACAUGCUGCAUAAAAUAUCAAAAUAUAAAGCACUGCAUGGUGUGUCAUUAAAUAACCUGAAUGUAGAUAUCAACACAUUCUAUGAUUUAACAAAUGAACAUCUUGUUCUCGUGAAUCAGAUUGCAAAGCAAGAUGUUGUUAUUCCUGACUGGGCAUCCUUUAAUGAGCAGAUCACUGAGAUGUUUAAUAAAUGUAAGACUAAUCAAGGAGGAGAGGUCGCUUCUUAUAUUCCACAGUUGGCUGCUUAUGAUCCAGACCUUUGGGGGAUGUCAAUUUGUACAAUUGACGGACAGCGCUUCUCAUUGGGAGAUGUAAACACUAAAUUUACAAUUCAAUCUUGCUCCAAACCAUUUACAUACGCAAUCUGUCUGAGUGAGCUUGGGAAUGAAGGGGUACAUAAGUAUAUUGGUCAAGAACCAUCAGGUAGAAACUUUAAUGAUCUGUCCUUGGAUCCAUCAAACAAACCACAUAACCCAAUGCUGAAUGCUGGAGCAAUUAUGUCUUCUGCAUUGAUCUUACAAAAUAUAUUACCCAGGGAAGGAGUGGCAGAGAAAUAUGAAUUUCUUUUGAAAUACAUGACAAGAAUGGCUGGCAAUGAAGUCAUUGGAUUCAAUAAUUCUGUAUUUCUAUCUGAACGUGAGAAUGCAUACAGAAACUUUGCUAUGGCUUACUACAUGCAGGAGAAUAAAUGUUUUCCAGAAGGAAGAUUAUACUUCCAGUCCUGCAGUUUAGAGGUUACUUCAGAAUCCUUAUCUGUAUUAGGAGCUACUUUAGCUAAUGGUGGAAUUUGUCCUAUUACCGGGGAAAAUGUACUUAACCCCUGUGCUGUAAGAGAUACUCUUAGUCUUAUGUACAGCUGUGGUAUGUACAAUUACAGUGGACAGUUUGCGUUUAAAGUUGGGCUUCCUGCAAAGUCUGGUGUAAGUGGAUGCGUGUUACUUGUAAUCCCAAAUGUGAUGGCUAUUUCUCUGUGGUCUCCACCAAUCGACAGUAUUGGGAACUCAGUUCGGGCAUUGCAAUUCUGUGAAGAAUUAGUUAAUGUAUACAGUUUCCAUAGAUUUGAAACUCUCUGUAAUCGUGUCUCCAAGAAGACUGAUCCAAGAAGACUACCUCAUGAGCUAAAAACAAUGAACACUCUUUCCUUACUUUUCUCAGCAGUAACUGGAGAUCUUGCUUCUUUACACAGGCACUACCUUCAAGGAGUUGAUAUGACUAUCUGUGACUAUGAUGGAAGAACUGCAUUGCAUCUAGCUGCUUCAGAAGGCAGGAUGAAUGCGAUCAAGUUCCUGCUGGAGACAUGCAGAGUUCCCCCCAGUCCCCAGGACAGGUGGGGACAUACACCUCAGGAGGAGGCCUUCAGAUUUGGACAUGAUGAAGUCGGAGCAUUGUUGGAAAGAUUUGAAGCUAAAAAAUAAAGUUUAAUUUUGUGCA